This is a messenger RNA of Nicrophorus vespilloides, 2008 nucleotides long. Its product is annotated as kanadaptin. The transcript is spliced from 3 exons. The record is from RefSeq and is a predicted model, not a curated record. Gene Ontology annotation, molecular function: mRNA binding; protein binding. Bases 109 to 1986 code for a protein of 625 amino acids. NCBI's taxonomy places the organism in Eukaryota, Metazoa, Arthropoda, Insecta, Coleoptera, Silphidae.
UAUAAGCAAGUAUAAGUAACAGAUUUGUUGUCAUUUAAAAAGGUUAUGUUUAUCUUUUUAAUGUCUACCUAGAUUUGUAUAGUUUAAUUGGUACUAAAUAGAAACGAAAUGGACGACGAGGAGAAUGGCGAUGAUUUUAAGAAGCCAGUGUUUGUAGCAAAAGCUGCUAGGAAAACUAUACAACUUGAAGCUGAAAAUGUGGAGGAAAAAACGUCUCCAGAGGAUGCAAAGAAAUUGGAGCAGAGCUACAAAGAGCCCUCAUGGUCAGGUUUACCAAGUGGUCAAUACAAUUUCGAAGUUCUCAAGAACGGUUCCAUAAUUAAUUCCAUUGAUCUGACUGAAAAACCAUACUGGGUAUUUGGAAGAUUACCCACUUGUGAUAUUUCCAUGGCCCACCCUACUGUAUCAAGGCAUCAUGCAAUUUUGCAGUACAGGGAAAAAGUGGAAGGUGAUGAAGAGAAAGGUUUUUACCUCUAUGAUUUAACAAGCACACAUGGGACUUUCUUAAAUAAAGUGCAGAUAAAACCAAGAGUGUAUGUGAGAGUUAAGGUUGGUCACAUCAUCAAGUUAGGUUGCAGCACGCGCAACUACAUACUCGGAGGACCGGACGACGAUGCUGAAGAAGUCUCUGAAUUCAGUGUUACCCAGCUGAAACAGAAGAGAUUGGAGGAACUGGUGAAUAGGCAAAAGGAAGCUGAACUGAAAACGAAAAAGGAAGAGGUUAAGGGAGUUGAUUGGGGAAUGGGCGAGGAUGCGGAGGAGGAAGACGAACUCAUGGAAAAUCCAUUUGCGCAAACCAACAACGAGGAAUUGUACCUUGAUGAUCCCAAAAAGACGCUAAGAGGUUUUAUGGAUAGGGAAGGACAUUCAUUUGAAUACGACUGCACCGAACAAGGAGUUGGACAAUUUUUGUGCAAAGUCGUGUUGCCCUUGGACGAUCCCAGGGGAAGACCAAUUGUCGCUGAAGUUCUGCACAAGGGCAAAAAGAAGGAGGCAGUCGUGCAAUGCGCUUUGGAGGCGUGUCGCAUCCUGGACAGACACGGAGUUCUCCGACAAGCCACUCACGAGUCGCGAAAACGCAAAUCCAAAAAUUGGGAGGAGAACGAUUUCUACGAUAGCGAUGACGAUACGUUCUUGGAUCGAACAGGAACUGUCGAAAAGAAACGCGAAAAUCGCAUGAAAGCAAAACUCCCACAAAAGAUCGAAACCUAUGAAUCUUUGAUAGAAAAAGAGGCGAGCAUGUCGAGGCGUAUCAAAGAAAUCGAAACCGAGUUGGAAGUAGUCCGAAAUGCUGGCAAGGCUAAACAACAGUAUGAAGAUGAAGACUCCUUGGAUUCCUUCAUGAAAACGUUGAAGACUCCCCAAGUGGAUAAACAAAAGAUAAGCAAAUUGAAGGCGGAUUUAUUGAGGCUGAAGCAGGAUCAUGCCGCGGUUGUGAAACUGGCGAAUCUGGCAAAACCUGCUGAUAUGCCGGCCCUGAAACCACAAACCUCAAUGAAAAUGCCCAUGUUCGGGAAGAGAACCAAACUCGCAAAACUCAGCGUACCAGCACCAGUACCAGUAAGUGAUACUGUUGAAACCGAUGAAAUCGAAGAGGAAGCGAUUGAAAUUAAAUCCGAAGAAAAGGAAAUGAAUUCAAAGGAUUUAAAGUCGGACGAAGGCGAAACGAAAAUAGCAGAAACUAAAACAAAACCAAUAAUAAAACAAACUGAAGAUGCAGUUGCAGUUAUUGAAAAUAAGAACCAGGUAAAUGAGGUUAAUGAACCUAACGAAAUAGAGAAGAAUUCUGAAGAUGUAAAGAAAGAGGAGGAGAAACGGAAAAAGAAAAAUAUGAGAAGAAUACAGCAGAGAGCCGAAAAGAUGGAAGUGGAAAAGGUGAAGGGCUACGAGGCGGAUUUCAGCAAGGAGGAUUACAACAUGUGGGUACCGCCGCAAAAUCAAACGGGCGACGGGAGGACGAGUUUAAACGAAAAAUUCGGUUACUGAGAUUUAUUCCAAUUUCUUCCAU